Messenger RNA from Phragmites australis (common reed), 732 nucleotides. RefSeq lists its product as uncharacterized. The record is from RefSeq and is a predicted model, not a curated record. Lineage: Eukaryota; Viridiplantae; Streptophyta; Magnoliopsida; Poales; Poaceae. Bases 138 to 623 code for a protein of 161 amino acids. The transcript has 4 exons.
CGCCACGCGUCCACGUUCGCGGUGGACGAGUGGGUGGUCCCGGAUCGCGAGGUGUUCGGCCGCGUGCCCACCCACGAGGAGGCCAUGGCCAUGGCCGCCACUCUCGACCUCAAGGACGCCCUCGAGCUGUGCGAAAUAUGUUGGAUGAUAUGUUAGAGAAAAAUCGUGAAAUAGUCAGAGCUUCUUGCUUGAACUUAACUGACCCUACAAAAACGGAAGGAGGGAUAAAAUUAUUUAAAAAGGCGCCACCUAGUAUCAAAAUGGAUUCCAAGGGCGUAUGGUCCAGUCUGUUGUUGUCGACGGCAAUGACAUACUUGUUUCUGCAAAGAAAGCAUCGCAGAGAUCAAUGGCUAGACUGGAAGCGAGAGAAGCCGCAGCAAAGGCAAAAGCCAAGAGGGAGGAAGAAAGGGUGCAGGAACCGAAGAAGGUUAAGGGGAGAGAAAUGGCUUCUUUCUAUUGCUAGGCAAAUGAAGGAAGAAAAAGCUCGGGAGAGACGAAGUGAUAUGUACCAUGUCAACGGUGCUGCAUAUUCUGAUCUGAGUCGCACUUUUCCACGUGCUGCUAUGUUGUACCCUACUUCCCCAUUACAGAUUGUAAUAGGAUCAACGUGGAUGAAUCGAUAGACUGCUCUGCUAACGAUUUUGCUCUAAUUGAGAGAAUGUAGCUCUGGAUGUCAGCACUCCUUUUCAUGAAUAUUUUUGCAGUAACAUUUGUGGUUGUAAUGUUCCAUAU